UAAAGUUGUUCAAACUAUUUUGGAAGUUUCUUUUCUCGCUUUGAAAUCUUUUUUGACAUCUUCAUGUAAUAUUACGGAGAGAACCAGAUUUGCGGACAGUAAAGUGUACAGUCAACUCAAAAGCCUCCAACCUAAUUGCUAUUCACAUGUCAACAAAAAUGGAGCAACCGUUUUAUCAUGACGACUCGUUUCUUUCUGCUUAUGGUCAUCCAGACGCUGCCCUGCACGACUACAAGCUCCUAAAGCAGAACAUGAGCGUGGGCUUCGCCGAACCUUACCGGAACCUCAAGUCCCUGCGCUCCGAAAGCGACUUCUACACCGGAGACGUGGGCUCUCUGAAACUCGCCUCUCCGGAGCUGGAGAGACUCAUCAUCCAGAACGGUAACGGUGUCAUCACAUCACCCACUCCGGGGCAGUAUUUCUACGGCAGGAGCACCACAGAAGAGCAGGAGGGCUUCGCGGACGGCUUCGUAAAAGCGCUGGACGAGCUCCACAAAAUGAACCAGAUGCCCCCGCCAAACGUCUCCAUCGGAGCCGGCGGCGUGUCAUCCUGCUCGGCAGCGUCGUCGGUCUUCGGCGCCUCCCUGCAACCGGAGAGCCCCGUGUACACCACCCUGAACAGCUGCAAUCCCAACACUAACCUCACACCUGCAACCAACUACCCGACAGCCACCAUCAGCUACCUGCCUCACCAUCACCAUCACCACCAUCAACAGUACCAUCACCACCAAGCCACGACGCACCCUCAUCACUUCCAGCACCCGCUCCAUCAUCCGCAGCGGCUUGUCGCGCUCAAAGAGGAGCCACAGACCGUUCCCGAUCUGCAUAGCAGCGACGGCUCUCCUCCCAUGUCCCCCAUCGACAUGGAGGACCAGGAGCGCUUCAAAGCGGAGCGCAAGAGGCUCCGCAACCGGCAGGCGGCCACCAAGUGCCGGCGACGGAAGCUGGAGCGCAUCUCCAGGCUGGAGGACAAAGUCAAGGAUCUCAAGUCGGAUAACGCCGGACUGUCCAGCACCGCGUCCCUACUGAGGGAACAAGUCGCCCAGCUCAAGCAGAAGGUCAUGACCCAUGUGAGCAGCGGGUGCCAGCUGAUGCUGCCGUCCAAGAUCAAGUCGUUUUAGUACGAACUGCAAUGACGCGGACACUGGCAAAAUGGGAAACACUGGGAGCGCAGAUCAUGUUUGUGAUGUUUUGAUGCAAAUGAUACUAUUGCAGCACUGAGUACGAGCGUUGUAUAUUUCUUAAGUGUUUUCUUGUAGAAAACUAGAGUGUUAAAGUUGUUUUCAAAAGCAUCUUCAAGGUAGAUGAAUGGACAGUGGAUGCACAGGGGAAACCUUUUCAGUUGGUUUUGUUUUUGAGUGCUGCCCUAUGAAAACAUUCCUGUAAGUUAUUGAUGUUGUGAGUCGGGUUGAUCCAGACCUGUAUUUCUGUUUGUUUUGUUUAUGUUUUUUGUAUAUUUAAGUAAAAGCGUUGAAAAUAA
Molecule: messenger RNA, 1480 nt
Organism: Sinocyclocheilus grahami
Lineage: Eukaryota; Metazoa; Chordata; Actinopteri; Cypriniformes; Cyprinidae
Gene: junba
Product: JunB proto-oncogene, AP-1 transcription factor subunit a
Exons: 1
Coding region: 147-1121 (324 amino acids)
Biological process (GO): regulation of cell population proliferation; regulation of transcription by RNA polymerase II; regulation of cell cycle
Cellular component (GO): transcription regulator complex
Molecular function (GO): transcription factor binding; DNA-binding transcription factor activity, RNA polymerase II-specific; RNA polymerase II cis-regulatory region sequence-specific DNA binding
Source: RefSeq, a predicted model, not a curated record